GUUCUCGCGGUUUUACCAGAAGGUCCCGGUUUUGCAUUUACAGUUCCUCGUGGAAGGCGGGGCUACGAAUGAUGCUGCCUGGCGAUUGGUUACGCCGCGUUAGGAACGUGACCACGGGAAAUUGGACCGUGCAAACCGAACAAUGAUUGGUUGGCGAGGUGACUGGCCCGCUUGUGAGGUGGCGGCAUCGGCGAGGAGAGCCAUGGGCCAGGCAGCCAAGGUUUUACAGCUCUUUAAAACAUUGCACAGGACCAGACAAGAAGUUUUUAAAAAUGAUGUCAAAGCAUUAAGAGCAGCCAGAAUAAAGAUAAAUGAAGAAUUCAAAAGUAAUAAAAAUGAAACUUCUCCUAAGAAAAUAGAAGAGCUAAUGAAAAUGGGCUCCGAUGUUGAACUAUUACUCAGAACAUCAGUUAUACAAGGUGUUCACACAGACCACAAUACACUGAAAUUGGUUCCUAGGAAAGACCUUCUUGUAGAAAACGUGCCGUACUGUGAUUCGCCAACUCAGAAACAGUGACUUUUCUAGGAUAAAAGCAAGUCUUUGUACUUUUAAUUUAAAAAUACAUAACUCUGGCAAAAGUCCUGGAAAUGUGGAAUUUUUUUCUAAGCUGACAUACUGAAAUGAGUGAAUUAAAGAGUAGUUUUACAGUUAAAUUUUACGUUUAAAAAGACAUUGCUAAGAAAUAUAGUACUUAAUGAUUCUAAGGGACAGUAGAUAAGAAGGCCACCUAUUUUUAUUGAAAUUCAAACUUAAAAGUAAACUAAGUGCUCGGAGCUGGAGAGUAAAGUGGGUAUGGCCUUGCCUUAUACACAGUUGACCCAGAUUCUAUCCCCGACACCUCCUAUUGUGGCCCAAGCCCCAACAAGAGUGAUCACUGAGCUCAGAGCCAGAAGUAAGCCCUGAGCACCAAGGAGUAUAGCCCAAAACCCAAAAACAAAUAAAUAAAUAAAUAAAUAAAGUAAACUAAGUGCUCCAGGAAGUAUAGUAUAAUCACUUUUCUUUGAUGUUGGUUUUACCCUAUUUGGUAAUGCAGUGAUUUCACAAAUUAGUCAGUUUUCUUCCCUUGUGAAAUUAAUUAUAUUAAAAUUAUGAUUAAAUUGUUUAUUCCCAAAACAUUAAAUUGGGUCAAAAAUAAGUUCUCCACAGAAGAUAGAGAGUGCUUUGUUUCUUAAAACAAGCACAAAAGUUGUUUCUGUAGCUAACAAGUAAAACUACACAGUAUCCUUGUAAAGAAAGAAAAGGUCUUUGUGUUCCUGUAAAGAUUUAUCUUUGUGUUCCUGUAAAGACUGAUUUUUAAAUCAGUCUUCUGAGAAAAAUAUCAAAAUGAUUCAGGAUAUCUGUGGAGUAAUUAAAUCCUCAUUUUUGUUUGCAUGAUUAUUUUUGCUUUGGGGUCACAGUAGUGCUUUAGUGUGCAGGUCACUCUUGGAGGUGCUCAGAAAACCAGGUGAUAUAAGGGAUUGAACUCAGAUCUCCUCUCUGCAAAGAAGCAUGUUAGUCCAUUAAACUAGCUUUCUGACCCCAAAUCCUAAUUUUUUUAAAGGUAUAGCCAUAUUACAUAAAAAGUCUUCUUUGAUUUAGUUCUACUUAGGUCACAGCUAGACAUUAUUGUACGGAUGCAAUUUAUAGCUUUGUUCCCUUAGUUUAGACAAACUUAAAUAGCUUUUCUUCUUGCAUAAAACCCAUCUCUGAUGAGAGUGGCAAUAUCACAAACUUCUUGGCAUUCUACCAUCUAAUGCUAUGAGCUAUAACAGUGUAUUUAAUAACUUCUGUUCCUCUUAUCUAUGCAACUUUGUCAUUUUCUUAGUGAACAGCAUAUUCUUUCUCAAUCACUUAUCAGUUUCUCCAUUUAAUGAUGACACAGGGUUUUUAAUUCCUGUGGUUGUCAAUGCAUGCUCUGUUGGCAGAAAUGUUUCUGUGCCCAGACUAUCUACAAUGUGUCAUCUAAAAAUAUUUUUAAAAGAUAAAAAAUUUUCAAAAUUAUUUAGGAAAGUAAACAUAACUGGAGACUGUGCUCAAUGCCUCCCAAUAUUGUUGAGAUUAUUUAGUAGUCUAUGAGAUGUAUUAUGUGUGUUCAAAAUUUUGUUAACUUUUCAUUUCCCAUGUAUAUUUCUUAUCAAGGCAUAAUGAAUGUAUAAAUUUUUAAACUUACUGUUUCAGUUAGUGUCUGUAUUAUAAUGUUUUGAGAAAUACUUUAGGCUGAUUUCUUUUUAGUUUUUUUAUAUACAUAUGGAGGGUGGAUACAAGAAUUAUCCAGAGCCUCAUCCAUGUGAAAACAUGUCCUCUGCCACUAAGCUCUGCUGUGUGUAUAUGUAUGUAUGUAUGUUAGUUUCCGUAGCUUUUUCCCUUUAAUUUGAAUUUUUCUUAUAGCAUUCUCUCUUCACGUUAAUUUGAAUAUUUUACCAGACUUAUUUUUUAACAAACUAUAAUUAGGAGCAGUUCAGAUAAUCCACAUGUUUAUCUCUGUCGCACUAUAUUCACAACCAUGUUCAUACUAUAAUACAAUGGAAUAAAGUUUCUGUGUGACAUUUGAAUAGCAUAUUUGACUAUCAGAAAAUUUUAUAAACUAUGGCGCCCUGUCCUGCUAUUGUAUGCAUUUGUAUUUUAAAUGAAUUUUUAAGUAAC
Molecule: messenger RNA, 2623 nt
Organism: Sorex araneus (European shrew)
Lineage: Eukaryota; Metazoa; Chordata; Mammalia; Eulipotyphla; Soricidae
Gene: LYRM7
Product: LYR motif containing 7
Exons: 5
Coding region: 143-517 (124 amino acids)
Biological process (GO): mitochondrial respiratory chain complex III assembly
Source: RefSeq, a predicted model, not a curated record